AUUCCCACAUUUGCUACUGCCAGUGAGCAGGCCGGGAAAUUGGGUUUAGGACGUAACAAAGUAAUUAUUUCCAUGUAUUCAAAUUACCAGGUGGUACAAAUGAAUAAGCUACCCUUAAUUUUAACCUUUGUUGGCGGCGAGCACUGCAACACGGGCCAUAUUUUAGCUUUGGAGCAUCAAUUAGAUGUUCACUUGGGAGACAUCAAAUUAGCUGUAAACGAAGCGUAACAUGAAAGACUUACAAUGUAGGCUACAGUUAAUCAUAUUGCCCAAUAUAAUUAAAUUAUGUGCAAGUUA
Messenger RNA from Rhagoletis pomonella (apple maggot), 297 nucleotides. Its product is annotated as ragulator complex protein LAMTOR3 homolog. The annotation marks the transcript as partial. The record is from RefSeq and is a predicted model, not a curated record. Gene Ontology annotation, biological process: cellular response to amino acid stimulus; positive regulation of TOR signaling. Gene Ontology annotation, cellular component: Ragulator complex. The transcript has 2 exons. Lineage: Eukaryota; Metazoa; Arthropoda; Insecta; Diptera; Tephritidae.